UUUGUACUUGUAACGCUAUUAUCUGAGACAUCUGUACUUUGUACUUGUAACUAUGGAUUGAGAUUUGUGUACUUUAAUUCUAUUUGAAUAUUUACUUGUAUUUCUCUUUUUUUUUCUUUUUUUUCUUUUUUUUUUUUUUUUUUUUUUUGUAUCCAUGGGUCCAAAGUUGGAAGAAAUCUUGUGAUUCGAUCUAAUAUGGCAAUCCAAUUCUUGAUCAAGCGAGAUCAACAGUUGUCCAUAGUUUAAGAAUGAAUAUCCUUCCCAUAUCAUAUUCAGUUAAUUGAGGAGAGAGGACAGAAAUGAGUUAAUUUUUACAGAUACUAAUUCAAGGUAACUAAUGUAAUUCCAAAACGUUGUUAUACAAAUUUAGGUUACUAAUUUCCAGUGUCAAAAUAAGCAAUGGCACAAUCAAUAUAUAGUUUACAAAGCAUGCAUCUCUCACAGAACCCAAAUAUACAUUUCAACGAUAGUUGACCGUGAUUAUACAUGUAGUACUUGAUUUUUAUUAUCUUCUUUUUUUUUUUAAAUAAAAUGCUUAUCAAUAUCGCAUUUAACAGUAUGCUACCUUACCAGGAUAAAUCAAGUCAAUAAUUCACAACAUUGUAGUACCGACAUGAUAUGAAUUAUACAUGCCCUCUUCCUUUGCACCUCUACGGGCCGGUGAUACUAGACUUGUUUUCUGAUAACGCCCAACGAUCAUACCUGGAAAAGUCUUACUAUAACGGUGUGUCUUCUCAUGCUUUUAUCGAUUUUGAAGCGAGGAACACAGCUGUCGAUAUCAUUGUGUUUUGCCAUAUUUUCAUAUCUUUAACGAAAUAUACGAAGGUGAUUAUUUAGUGUGUCUUCAGCAUACAAUAUCCGUGUCCUCUUUGAUGUUGUGUGGAACGAUCUUAAGAACAUUACCGUAAUUUACAGCUGUUCGUGGAUAUACAUAUUUCCGGUAGAAAUAUUGAUAAACAACGAUUGGGAAUUCUUUCUUUUAUUUCUUUCAACUCGAGACGGGGAAUAAUCAGCGGAUCCUCGCUAUCUGUACAUGUACUAGGACACGAAAAUCAAUACGAUUACCCGACAUUAAAUUUCGGGUGUCUGAUAAAAACCGAAGCAAGACGGAGCUUGCCAAAACUUUAGGGAUCAUAAAUGUUGAUAUUAUAGACACACAAGGUGUAUCAAGGCUAUAGUGUAAUAUUCAUCACAUGAAGAUCCGUAUGUGAAUGUUCUUAGUGCUAGUUAGCAUGUGAUUGUUCUUUGGUCGGUUUUUGGAUAAAACAGCUGGUCCAUGAUUGUGAAAAGGAAACGGAGAAUCCCAUUUUACUUUCGCAUGGGCUUCGGCAUCAGUAAACAAGUGACUAUAACUGAACGUCAUAAAGAACGAUACAGAUCUUCAGCGAUCGUAUUCAGUCGUGUGGAUGCGGAGGGGGUCCUGAAGUUUGAGGUGGCUGGGACCUACUUACUCUUCAGAGACUAUGAGACCGAUCACCUGUACUUAUCCGUGAGAUCCAACGACUUUGUGGAGCACCACAUGAUCAACUUUGAAGACAACCUGUACUAUAUGGGCAACCAACCUUAUCCUUAUCUCGACUCCAUCAUUCUCUAUCAUCAACGACACAAACUUAAUGGAAUCAAACUCACCCAUCACGCUCAUCUUAGUGCUCGCACUGUCAAAGCAUUCACAACUAAAGUAAUGCGUCACAAUGGAAAUUUGCCAGAAAUGGACAAUGACAUCAAUAUCCAUGACAGUUCUCCCCAUAUUGCCAGUGUAGAACAUACGAAUGAUGACGUCAUCAAGACCCGGAUAUCAAAAUCUAGUGGAAGAUUGUGGAUUUCCGGUACAAUGCAGCAAUCACUCAAGCGUAUAUCUAUGCCGAUUCCAGAGGCCUACCAUCAUCUCGGAGACGUCGACAGUAGAUUGACUCAGAGUUUCAGAGACAGUGGUGAUUUCCUAUCAAAAGCGGAAAGUUUCGAGGAAUUAAACGGAGACAUUUUCGAUACAACUUUCUCCGCCAGAAAGCGUUCUGACGACACAGCCAGUGAGUGUAGCUCGGUAAAUAUAGACAAUGACAGCAACAGCGUUAGAACUUUCAAACAUGAGGAUGACGACGGUGUUCUUGUUUAUGAUAUGUCACUGUUGCUAGAGAUAACUAACUACCGUCCGGAUGCAGUGUCACUGUUGCUAGAGAUAACUAACUACCGUCCGGAUGUAGUGUCACUGUUGCUAGAGAUAACUAACUACUGUCCGGAUGUAGUGUCACUGUUGCUAGAGAUAACUAACUACUGUCCGGAUGUAGUGUCACUGUUGCUAGAGAUAACUAACUACUGUCCGGAUGUAGUGUCACUGUUGCUAGAGAUAACUAACUACUGUCCGGAUGUAGUGUCACUGUUGCUAGAGAUAACUAACUACCGUCCGGAUGUAGUGUCACUGUUGCUAGAGAUAACUAACUACCGUCCGGAUGUAGUGUCACUGUUGCUAGAGAUAACUAACUACUGUCCGGAUGUAGUGUCACUGUUGCUAGAGAUAACUAACUACUGUCCGGAUGUAGUGUCACUGUUGCUAGAGAUAACUAACUACUGUCCGGAUGUAGUGUCACUGUUGCUAGAGAUAACUAACUACCGUCCGGAUGUAGUGUCACUGUUGCUAGAGAUAACUAACUACCGUCCGGAUGUAGUGUCACUGUUGCUAGAGAUAACUAACUACUGUCCGGAUGUAGUGUCACUGUUGCUAGAGAUAACUAACUACUGUCCGGAUGUAGUGUCACUGUUGCUAGAGAUAACUAACUACCGUCCGGAUGUAGUGUCACUGUUGCUAGAGAUAACUAACUACCGUCCGGAUGUAGUGUCACUGUUGCUAGAGAUAACUACCAACCAUCCAAAUGUAGUGUCACUGUUGCUCGAACAAGGACACUCUCCCAACACAACAAGGAUUAUGGGUACAUAUUUGCUAGUACUACCUAUGAUUUGGCUCAACAUUUUGACCGUGCUGUCAAAGUCUGAAGAGCCCUGGCAGUGUCGGGAAGAAUUCUGUUACUCACUUAUCACGCAAUAUGGAGGCAUAUCCUUCAGCAGAGCAGAGGAGAAAUGUAUGGAGCAUAACUCGUCCCUGGCCAGCAUCCACAGCGAAGAGGAGAGGCAGUAUGUGGAAAGUAUUAGAAAGACUUCGGUUGGUAUGCCGGUGUGGCUUGGUAUGAGGAGAUCUGAAAAUGGCCGUACCUGGGUGGACAGGAGUGCAGUGAACUAUUUACCACCACCGUGGGAUUAUCACUCCGCGAAAAACCAAGAAACAUGCAUUUACACAAGUGGCGACUGGUACGAAGGAACGUGCAGCAACAAUUUGUACUUCGUCUGUAAACGCAAAGCUGAGAAAAAGCCGAGUUCGUACUCUGUGCUGAGCAAAUCAACGUCAGAAUUUUGGACCACGGAGAUGAGAUGGACACCUCUAAUACACAUCAGCACGCAGGACAAUGUCAUGGAGAAAGAUGAGGUCGAGUCUGUCGCAUCCACAACGACAGCACUUUCUGAAGACCUGUCUUUAACGGAAAAAUUAAAACACAGCGAGGACCACGAGCGUCCUUAUGAUGAACAAGAAUUUAGGGAAAUGUUAAAGAGUUUAAAAGUAAAGAAAAAGAAAGUCAGUACAAAAGAGGCUCCUGGAAGCCAAGCCAUAGGAGUGGUCGCCAUUCUAAUUUUAUUGAUCAUGUUUACUGGGGUCAUUCUACUGGACUUGAACACUUUUCGACAGAACUGGAAAAUGUUUCGAAGGAACAUGUCUUAUGUGCGGAGAAAAUAAUGUAACGACACCGAAAUAUAUUGUCCUUUAUAUGUAACAUUUAUACGGUUCACACUGUUUUCUAAAAUCAAAUAAAAGAGUAUCAGUAUGUUGGAAGUGAAGAUAAGUGGGAAUCAAGUCUUACUUUCAGUUUCGUGUACUAGUCAAGACUUGCAUUAACUAACAAUAAUACAUGACUUUUAUUAAACAUAAAUCACAUACGUACAGACAUACCUCAGAUUUCGUAUAGUGAUAUAGUCACUCAUCCAGACCAAAUCAACUACACCUGUCCUAAAUGCACUAAUGCCCGCUCUUACAUUGUAGAUCAUCCCUUUACGGACAUACUUGAAUUGAAUAGUUUAAGGCCAGAAAGUCAGGAAAGUUCAGUGAUGCAGUUUUGCUCUUCAUAAAAGUUAUCGAUCAGAAGAGCUCGCCGAGAAGCAUGAAUCUACUAACAUUGCACCCUAUCCUACAGAUUCACAAUAUUUAAAGCCAAUGUUAACGUUAAUGAAACUAGGUCAAAUUCCAAUGUAAAGGUCAUUAGGUCAAAAGUCUUGGUACCUAUAAAAGACCUGGUCAUGAGGAAUCUAUACGCGAAACAUUAAAACCCUUUCCCUCUUGGAUCAAAAAGAUAUACAUGUAGUCUAGGUUCAAGUUUUUCUAAAAGAGUUAUGCUGCCGCUGCCACCGGAUUCAUGACAAAAGCUCUAGACAUUCGUCCCGGCGAGCUAAAAAAUCAAUUUACUAAUAUCUGGCAAUCUUCAUGGACCUUCUAACUGACAAUGGGUGAGGGUAAUGUCAUACCAGAAAGUUACUAUGAAACUUGAAGUUAGAAUGAGCAUCUAAUAUUCCAACACUAUGAAGAUAUUCAAAUGCAUGACCUUCACAAAAUGUUAAACACUUUAUUCUCCAAAAGAGCUUGAUAUUGUCUAAAUGGUAUUGAGAGUAAACAGGGACAAAUCCAUCAGGCAUGAUAACCCUCUACAUAAAGUUUGACAGCUUUAAGUUUUCCCGGUGUCCUUAGCACAGUCCAAAUGACCCGACAUGUGGUCAGGACACACUGACAUGUGGUCAGGACACACUGACAUGUGGUCAGGACACACUGACAUGUGGUCAGGACACACUGACAUGUGGUCAGGACACACUGACAUGUGGUCAGGACACGCUGACAUUUUGACAUUAGCUACGAGCAUAUGCAUUUUAUCUUCUUUUUUUUUUUUUAUAUACAAAUGUAAGAUAGUACUGACAGAAUGCACAAAAAUGAUAAUUUUUUUCAAAAAUCUCAUAAUAGAUCCAAUUUAAGGAGGUAUGCUACAUCAGAGAAAUUUGAUGUGGAUGAAAAGUGGAGGAUAUGUACAACAAUAUUUUGAAAUUGAAAAUUUUCAAAUUUACUUAAUUUUGUCAAAAAAUGCAGUUUUAGUAGAAAGUAAUUUGGAAAAAAAUUAAAACCCCUGCUGGACUCGAACCUGCGACCUACAGUUCAGCAGUCGGUAUUCAAACCUACUGAGCUAGUCGGCUAGGUAUUGAAAUUGAAAAGGAAAAGUAAAAUAUUGCUGAUAUCGAUUUUUUCAUCCAUGUUUUUACAGGAAGUCAGCCAUUAUGACGAUGUAGAGUACUACCUUAAAUCGAUCUGAAAUACUAAGUGUACAAGUUUUUAUGGUACAGUGUAUGCAAUAUUUC
Molecule: messenger RNA, 5439 nt
Organism: Ostrea edulis (European flat oyster)
Lineage: Eukaryota; Metazoa; Mollusca; Bivalvia; Ostreida; Ostreidae
Exons: 10
Coding region: 1277-3781 (834 amino acids)
Source: RefSeq, a predicted model, not a curated record